Molecule: messenger RNA, 3766 nt
Organism: Blepharisma stoltei
Lineage: Eukaryota; Ciliophora; Heterotrichea; Heterotrichida; Blepharismidae
Source: the annotation of a GenBank genome assembly
AUGAAAAUUCUGUUAAAUAUAAGAAUAAUGAAAAAAAUAAGUAAUUUGGUGUUUGGAAUUACUGAUGUUUUGACUCUGAAGCAGUCAACUUUAAGUGGAGCUCUUGAUGUUAUUGUUAUUGAGCAUGAAGAUAAAUCAUUGCAUUGCAGUCCUUUUCAAGUUAGAUUUGGGAGAUUAAAAGUAUUUUUUUCUGAAGAAAAAUCUGUAAGAUUGAUUAUUAAUGAUAAGCCAUCAGAAAUUUAUAUGAAAUUAGGAAAAGAAGGCCAAGCUUUUUUUAUUGAUCCUAAAUCAGAAGAACUUAAUAGCGAUUUAAAUGAAAUUGAAAACAUUAAUGCUUAAGUUUAUGAUAACUCUUCAAGUCUCGUACUGGUCUCAGCUUGGAAUACCGCUUUGAAUAACGAUAGGCAGGCUGGCCUAACCGUCAAACUGAGUCCGCAUCCAAGUCCCUAAGACCUUUCUGAUCUAGACCAGGCACAGAGUAGACCCAUUCUCUUGAGCCGAGACUUUCAAAAAGUCGUCCCCCAAACUGAGAUUUUUAAUUGUGAAAACAUUAAUAGUAAUACUGAUACUUAUCAGAGAAGUCCUGAUAUUAUUAUGAAAGAGUUGGAAAAAAGGCCUGAUAUUUUUAAGUGGCCUUGGGGAUCAGCUCAGAAUAAAACAAAAGCGACAGGAUAUAUUAGCUCUCUUCUUGGGUAUUUCAGGUCGCAAGAAAAAUGCCAGCCAGGUUUUGAAAUGUCUUUAUGCUUACGUUCCCUAUUUAUAUACUGUGUCGCAAUAAAUAUAGUCUGAUACAAAAAUUGUGUAUCACAUAAUAGCCUAAUAAGGAGCAUUUUUUUGCUAGCCAGACAUUAGUUGGUGAGCCAGAUUUUUUGAAUAACCAAUAUUAUAUUUUCUAACCAAAAAAAUGCUCCUGAGUAGAUUAUUUCUUUGUAAGUAUACAAAUAUAAUUCCAGUUUGCAAGUCUUGAAAAGAAAAAUUCAAUUAAUUUUAUAAAAUUUAUGUUAAAAAUUAAGUAUCUGAAAUUUAACAGAAUUAUGUAAAGACAUCGUUAUAGCAAGGAUUAAUUAUAAAAAAAAAUUCCUUGCAAAUUUUUCCAAUAAUUAUGCUCACUCUUAAAGCUGGGAAUUUAGACCAACUCAAAAAUAAUGAAAAUGAUCCUAAGAUCUUUGAAGAGAACAAAGUUUCUUGUGAAAACUUUAAUGCCGAUCCAUUUGCUAUUUUAAAUGAUCCAAAACUUGCUUUAAAAAUAAAUGGAAAGAUAUAUGAUCUUGAUACAGCUAUGCCUGAAAUUUUAUCUAUAAUAUCUAGCAAUGAAAACAUAGAUCCAAAUGCAAAAGAAAUCAAAAAAAUUAAAAACAUUAUUGAGGAAGAAAUUGUUAUUAAUAAAACUUUGAAAUUAAAUUCAGAACAAUUGAAAAAACUAAAUUUAAAAAAAGGCGGAAAUAGGGUUUGCUAUAGAAUUGAAAACGGUUUGCAAUCUGUCAUCGGGAAAAUUUAUCUUUGGAAUUGAAAAUCUAGAAUGAUCGCAUCAGAUAUUGAUGGAACUAUCACAAAAUCUGAUGUUUUAGGCCAAGUUUUACCAAUGGUCGGUAAAGACUGAAGCCACUCAGGAAUUGUUUCAUUCUAUAAUAAUAUCAAAAAAAAUGGCUAUAAAAUAGUUUAUAUCUCUUCAAGAGCAAUAGGCCAAUCAGAACAUACCAGGGGCUAUUUAAACAGUCUUUAUCAAGAUAAUCAGCUUCUCCCUGAUGGACCUAUAAUUAUGAGCCCGGAUGGCAUUUUUACAUCAUUUGUGAGAGAAGUCAUAAGAAGAUCUCCACAAAAAUUUAAAGCAGAAGUGCUAACUCCCCCCUCUGUGAGUGAACAAAACCAUUGGAAAAAUCGCUAUUUUUUGCCCAAAAACCCCCUCCGUGAGUGAACAAAAAUUUUUUAUUAAAAAAAUUGAUAGAUAAGUGAUAAUUAGUUUAUUGAAAUCUCGAGCUAAUUCUGUUUAAUUUUAAACAAAUUGCGUUUUAAAAAUAAAUUUUAUAAAUUAAUAUAAUAUUUGCUUCCAAUUUUUGCAAAUUAAUUUUUUAAAAAACAAAUUUCUAUAUAAUUUAUAUAUAAUUUUUUUUUAAAAAAAAAUCAACCCCUCUCCGUGAGUGAACAAAAAUUUUUUUGUUCACUCAGGGAGGUAGGGGGGAGUAAGAGAUAUAGCGGCGUUAUUUCCUACAGAAAGAAAUCCUUGAUACGCUGGGUUUGGUAAUAGAGACACUGAUUCAAUAGCAUAUAGCUUACGCACCUUAAUAGAUUUCUGUAUAGGUGAUUUGAGGUAGGCGAUUGAAGUGCUUUAGCAUUUAUUGUUAAUAAGUGAUCUAGAUAGCCCUGAUCAGUGAGAAUUAAAGUAAAAUAAUUUAAUUUUAACGAAAACUAAGUUAAAAAGUGAUGGAACUCUUAAAGAAAUAAAAUUUAAUUAGAAGUGUAUAAGAGUAUAAAAAUCUGACGAAUUCUUCCCUCAUUACCAUGGGAUUUUGUUGUGUUCGCUCCAUUUUUACAUCUGGCUUUGCCGAGUCAGCUUAUUUUUCCAAACCAAAUACAAAGUCAAAAUGGCAAUAUCUAAUUUUGUAGCACACGAAAUCUAAUUAUGAAUCAGACUGCUAUGCUGAAAGAUAAUAUUAUAGAAAAAUAGUGAACUCAGUAAUUGACUUUGCAAUUCUGAAUCUACCAUCAGAAAUCAUUUUUGACUAAAUUAAUUUGAUAGAUUAUAUUAAAUUAUAUAAAUUUAUGAUUUUUUAAAUGCACAUAUGACGUUGAGAUAAUGAGGCUUUAAAAAUCAUGAGUCGGAAGUACUAUUUUAGGCAUCAAGAAACACUUAUAAAAAUUAUGCUUAUGAUUCAAAUUUCACCGACAAACUUCUAUAAAAAAUUACUUUUUUGGCCUUUAGAAAGAUUUCAUAAAGACGGAGACAUGAAAUAGGAGAUAGUUAAAAUUUAAAAAUCAAGAGCAGGGAAUACUAUUUUUGCUAGCAAGAAUUACUUGUAAAAUUAUGCUUAUAGUUCAAAUUUUAUCGAAAAAAUUCUAUAAAACUGCUUUUUUAUCAUUUAAAAAUUAAAUAGAGAUAGGCAUUGAGAUAAUUGUCUUACGUCAAAUAAGGAAUUUGCAUUAACAGUGAUUUAAUUUUCAUGGAUCUUGUUUAAAAAAAUACUCUAUAGGACUUUAGUCUAUGGUUCCGUUUUGACUUUUUAAGUUGACUCGCAAAGCCAGAUGUAAAAAUGGAACGAGCACAACAAAAUCCCAUGAUAAUGAGGUAAGAAUUGUCAGAUUUUAUUACCUCAAGCUUCCAGAAACCAUGAUAAAGGCACUAUUAUGCACUUCUAAUUAAAUUUCAUUUCUAAAGAAGUCCAUCUCUUUUAAACUUAGCUUUAGUUUAAAAUUUAAACUAUUUUACUAUAAUUCUCACUGAUCAGAGCUAUCUAGAUCACUUAUUAACAAUAAAUGGCAAAGCACUUUAACCGUCUUCCUCAAAUCGCCUAUAUAGAAAUCUAUUUAGGUGCGUGAUCUAUAUCGGGCAGCUGGGAUGCCCCUCCAUAAAAUUUUUCUAAUUAAUUCGACAGGGAAUGUUUCGACGUUUAACAAUACUUUUGUUAAAACUUAUUAUGAACUAAGUGAGAUUUCUGAUAAUUUUUUCCCACCUAUUGAAGAAAACACCAUUUGUGCAGAUCAAGAGUUUAAUGACCUUAAUUAUUGAAGAAUUGAAACUCCAGUAAUAAUAUCUGAUAAUUUAGAUUAA